GAGAGUCACGGAGGAAUAAACCCCACACGCAUCGCGACGGUCGGUGGAACAUGAGAUCCGGACUCCUCCGGCGCAGCGGCUGUCCGUAACGUGGGGAGGAAUACCGCUGAGAAAUGAGGAGCUGAGGCCUGGGAGCAGUGGGAGUCUCCACGCUCCAGAAGGCAGUCCGGAGCCACCACCAGCUGCCCUUCAUUAGCUUUCGUAUCAAGGCCCUGUGCGUCUGUAGGGCUCCUCUGUUUGGAAACUGCUGGUGGGGCACUACCAUCAGGGAACCUGUGCGUCUUUCUGUCAGUAGAGCAGGGAACCUGUAUCUCUCUAUUGCAAGAGCAGGGAACCUGUGUGUCUCUCUGUCGGAAGGGCAGGGAACCUGUGCAUCUCUCUUUCAGAAGAGCAGAGAACCUGUGCGUCUCUCUUUUGGAAGAGCAGAGAACCUGUGCGUCUCUCUUUUGGAAGAGCGGAGAACUUGUGCGUCUCUCUUUUGGAAGAGCGGAGAACUUGUGCGUCUCUCUGUGGGAAGAGCAGGGGAGCCGGGAGUGUUGAUAAGGAAACCCACAGCAGGCGAUGGCUACGGGGGAGAUCACCACUCUCCCACCAGUGCCCGAGGAUGGGGCCAGUGCCACCUUCCCCCCGGGAAACUUCAAGGACCCCAAGAGACUGUACUGCAAAAACGGGGGAUACUUCCUCAGACUCACGGCCGAUGGACAUGUGGACGGCAUUCGCGAUAAGAACGACCCGCUUAUCAGGCUGCAGCUGCAGGCCACCUCCGUGGGAGAAGUGGUCAUCAAAGGAGUCUCAUCCAACCGCUAUCUCUCCAUGAACAAAGAUGGGAGGCUGCUCGGAGUGAGACGUGUGACAGACGAGUGCUAUUUCCUGGAGAGGCUGGAGGCCAACAAUUACAACACGUAUCGCUCACAGAAGUUUCCAGACUGGUACGUGGCACUGAAGCGGAACGGGCAGCACAAACUCGGGCCGAAGACCAGCCCGGGCCAGAAGGCCAUUCUCUUCCUCCCCAUGUCAGCUAAGAGCUGAUCCCGACCCAACCUGUUCCACUUUGGAAAUGUCCUGCUCUACAAACAUAAGGAUAACUAAGGAGUAGUGAAUACACUGUGUGGGCAGCCAGCACCCACUGCCCCCCAUAACCUUUCCCAAUCCCAUAAACUUUUCCGGAAUCAUCCAAACUUUCCGCUGUUUUUUUUUCACCGACAGAGCUUAGCAUUUGCCGACUGUUGUUGACCAAUUGUGUUGUGGU
Molecule: messenger RNA, 1249 nt
Organism: Conger conger (European conger)
Lineage: Eukaryota; Metazoa; Chordata; Actinopteri; Anguilliformes; Congridae
Gene: fgf2
Product: fibroblast growth factor 2
Exons: 3
Coding region: 562-1029 (155 amino acids)
Biological process (GO): cell differentiation; positive regulation of gene expression; animal organ morphogenesis
Cellular component (GO): cytoplasm
Molecular function (GO): growth factor activity; fibroblast growth factor receptor binding
Source: RefSeq, a predicted model, not a curated record